This is a messenger RNA of Condylura cristata (star-nosed mole), 1934 nucleotides long. RefSeq names its product forkhead box A2 (gene FOXA2). Bases 25 to 1416 code for a protein of 463 amino acids. Gene Ontology annotation, molecular function: RNA polymerase II cis-regulatory region sequence-specific DNA binding; protein domain specific binding; transcription factor binding. The transcript has 2 exons. Gene Ontology annotation, biological process: regulation of transcription by RNA polymerase II; anatomical structure morphogenesis; cell differentiation. The record is from RefSeq and is a predicted model, not a curated record. NCBI's taxonomy places the organism in Eukaryota, Metazoa, Chordata, Mammalia, Eulipotyphla, Talpidae.
GUGGCUGUUAAAUUUUAAACUGCCAUGCACUCGGCUUCCAGUAUGCUGGGAGCGGUGAAGAUGGAAGGGCACGAGCCGUCCGACUGGAGCAGCUACUAUGCGGAGCCAGAGGGCUACUCCUCGGUGAGCAACAUGAAUGCCGGCCUGGGCAUGAACGGCAUGAACACUUACAUGAGUAUGUCGGCGGCCGCCAUGGGCAGCGGCUCCGGCAACAUGAGCGCGGGCUCCAUGAACAUGUCGUCGUACGUGGGCGCAGGCAUGAGUCCGUCGCUGGCCGGCAUGUCCCCCGGGGCGGGCGCCAUGGCCAGCAUGGGCGGCACGGCCGGGGCGGCCGGCGUGACGGGCAUGGGACCGCACCUGAGUCCGAGCCUGAGCCCCCUCGGGGGGCAGGCGACCGGGGCCAUGGGAGGCCUGGCCCCCUAUGCCAACAUGAACUCCAUGAGCCCCAUGUACGGGCAGGCAGGCUUGAGCCGCGCACGGGACCCCAAGACCUACCGACGCAGUUACACGCACGCCAAGCCGCCCUACUCUUACAUCUCCCUCAUCACCAUGGCUAUCCAGCAGAGCCCCAACAAGAUGCUGACUCUGAGUGAGAUCUACCAGUGGAUCAUGGACCUCUUCCCCUUCUACCGGCAGAAUCAGCAGCGCUGGCAGAACUCCAUCCGCCACUCGCUCUCCUUCAACGACUGCUUCCUCAAGGUGCCCCGCUCACCGGACAAGCCCGGCAAGGGCUCUUUCUGGACUCUACACCCCGACUCGGGCAACAUGUUCGAGAACGGUUGCUACUUGCGCCGACAGAAGCGUUUCAAAUGCGAGAAGCAGCUGGCCCUGAAGGAAGCCUCGGGUGCCACGGGCAGUGGCAAGAAGGCUGCCGCAGGGGCCCAGACCUCGCAGGGUCAGCUUGGGGAGGCAGCCGGGCCGGCUUCGGAGACUCAGGCUGGCACCGAGUCGCCCCACUCGAAUGCUUCUCCCUGCCAGGAGCACAAGCGAGGAAGCCUCGGGGAGCUGAAGGGGACGCCCACCGCAGCGCUGAGCCCCCCGGAGCCAGCGCCCUCGCCAGGGCAGCAGCAGCAGGCCGCGGCCCACCUGCUGGGUCCACCCCAUCACCCAGGCCUGCCACCAGAGGCCCACCUGAAACCCGAGCACCAUUACGCCUUCAACCACCCCUUCUCCAUCAACAACCUCAUGUCCUCGGAGCAGCAGCAUCAUCACAGCCACCACCACCACCAGCCCCACAAAAUGGACCUCAAGGCCUACGAACAGGUGAUGCAUUACCCGGGCUACGGUUCUCCUAUGCCCGGAAGUCUGGCCAUGGGCCCGGUCACGAACAAAGCGGGCCUGGACGCCUCUCCCCUGACUGCGGACACCUCCUAUUACCAGGGGGUGUACUCCCGGCCCAUUAUGAACUCCUCCUAAGGGAAGAGCUGCAGGCCAUUCUUGCCCUGACAAGGGCUGGAGUGAGAGGAAAGUGGGGUGCAGACUCUGAGGAAGGGUGUUGUCGAGAUGUGAGGGAGAGGAAAUCCACUAUGCCCCCUACCACAGAACAAGCCUUCUCUUCUCACCUUCUGCAGCUCUUCCCUCUGGAACAGAUGGGUCACGUUGAAUCACCCAGGCUAUAUAAGGAGGGAAAGAGGGGGAAAAUGGACGGUCAGAAAAAAAAAGAAAGAAAAGAAAAGAGAAACAACCUCCAUUUCCACUACUGUGUAGACACCUGCUUCUUUAAGCACCUACAAAAUUGCAAAAUCUGACUUUUUGUUGUUGUUGUUCUCCAUUGCUGUGUGUUGCAGGGAAGUCUUACUUUAUAAAACAAAAGACAACAAACUUUGUGAAUGACUCCGUGUAAAACGUAGUUUUAACAGAGAACCAGAGUUGUACUAUUGUUUAAGAAGAGGGGGAAAAUUAUGUAAGGGUCUAUUGUAAGUGACCAAGAAAAA